Harpia harpyja (harpy eagle) is the source of this 14413-nucleotide messenger RNA. It is a transcript of the gene HTT, whose product is annotated as huntingtin. Lineage: Eukaryota; Metazoa; Chordata; Aves; Accipitriformes; Accipitridae. The coding region runs from base 279 to 9566 and encodes 3095 amino acids. Gene Ontology annotation, cellular component: cytoplasm; nucleus. The record is from RefSeq and is a predicted model, not a curated record. The transcript is spliced from 67 exons.
GAUUCAAGAUGGCGGCGGGGCAUCUGGGGAGUGCUCGCGGCCCCCUGCGGCGGCGUCUCCCUCAUUCAUUGCGGCAGUGACGGGCGGCGCGGCGUGAGCUGGCGGCGGCGCCUCCUCGGCUGGCCUGAGCUUGCCGGGCGAGCGGGAGAGAGCGAGUCCAGGAGGAGGAGGAGGAGGAGAGUCGGGCGAGAGUCGGGCCCGCCAGGAGGAAGGCGGGCGCCGCCGGGCGCCUGUGAGAGGGCGGGGAGGAGCGGCGGGUCGGUGCCGCCGGAGCGGCCAUGGCCACCAUGGAGAAGCUGAUGAAGGCCUUCGAGUCGUUGCGCUCCUUCCAGCAGCAGCAGGGUCCGGCUGCCAUCUCCGAGGAGCCGCUCCAGAGACCAAAGAAAGAACUUUCAACUACCAAGAAAGAUCGAGUGAAUCAUUGCCUAACAAUAUGUGAAAACAUAGUUGCUCAGUCUUUAAGAAAUUCUCCAGAAUUUCAGAAACUGCUGGGGAUUGCUAUGGAACUCUUUCUCCUCUGCAGUGAGGAUGCAGAAUCUGAUGUCCGGAUGGUUGCUGAUGAAUGCCUUAAUAAAGUUAUUAAAGCUUUGAUGGAUUCCAAUCUUCCUAGGUUACAAUUAGAACUGUAUAAAGAGAUUAAAAAGAAUGGUGCUUCCAGAAGUCUACGUGCUGCACUCUGGAGGUUUGCUGAACUUGCCCAUCUAGUUCGGCCUCAAAAGUGCAGGCCAUACUUAGUGAACCUUUUGCCCUGUCUAACACGAAUAAGUAAGAGACCCGAAGAAUCGGUACAAGAGACGCUAGCUGCGGCAAUACCAAAAAUCAUGGCAGCGUUUGGCAAUUUUGCAAACGACAAUGAGAUUAAGGUUUUAUUGAAGGCUUUCAUAGCUAAUCUUAAAUCCAGUUCCCCUACUAUCCGUCGAACAGCAGCAGGAUCAGCAGUAAGCAUCUGUCAACAUUCGCGAAGAAUGCAGUAUUUUUAUGCCUGGUUAUUGAAUGUACUUUUAGGCUUGUUGGUUCCUGUAGAAGAUGAUCAUCCUACUCUUUUAAUUCUGGGUGUUUUACUUACACUAAGGUAUCUCAUACCUUUAUUGCAACAACAAGUAAAGGAUACCAGCCUUAAAGGGAGUUUUGGUGUAACAAGAAAAGAAACAGAGAUUUCACCUUCACCAGAACAACUUAUACAGGUUUAUGAAUUGACUCUGCAUUACACCCAGCAUCAGGACCAUAAUGUUGUGACUGGAGCUUUAGAAUUAUUACAACAGCUCUUUAGAACGCCGCCACCUGAACUUCUCCAUGCUCUGACUGCUUCAGGUGGCAUUGCACAGGUCAGUGUAUCCAAAGAUGAAUCAGCCAGCAGGAACCGCAGUGGGAGCAUAGUGGAACUUAUAGCUGGAGGGGGGUCUUCAUGCAGCCCUGUUCUUGCAAGAAAGCAUAAAGGUAAAAUACUUCUUGGUGAAGAAGAAGGUUUGGAGGAUGAUCCUGAAACCCGAUCAGAUGUCAGCACCGCAUCAUUUUCAGCUUCCAUGAAGGGGGAGAUAACCAGUGAACUAGCUUCUUCAUCAGGGGUAUCGACAGCUGGGUCAGGGAGUUCAGCUGCUGAUCCUACUGGACAUGAUAUCAUUACUGAGCAGCCACGUUCUCAACAUACGUUGCAGUCAGACUCUGUAGACCUGACAAGCUGUGAUUUGACAAGUACAGCUACUGAAGGGGAAGAAGAUGAUGUGCUUAGUCGAAGCUCCAGCCAGAUCAGUGCUGUCCAGUCAGAUCCCACUAUGGACUUGAAUGAUGGUACACAGGCUUCCUCACCAAUUAGUGAUAGCUCUCAGACUACUACAGAAGGUCCAGACUCUGCUGUAACCCCUUCGGACAGUUCUGAAAUUGUUUUGGAGGGUGCUGAAGGACAGUAUUCUGGAAUGCAAAUUGGGCAGCUGCAGGAUGAGGAAGAUGAGGCUGCAAAUAUUUUCCAAGACGAUUCAUCAGAGUCUUUCAGAAAUUCUUCUGUUGCUCUUCAGCAGCCUCACCUGUUGAAAACCAUGAGCCAUAGUAGGCAGCCUUCUGACAGCAGCGUAGAUAGAUUUACAUCAAAAGAGGAUGCAGCAGAUCCUGGUGAUCACGAAAAUAAGCCCUCCAGGGUAAAGGGAGACAUAGGUCACUAUACUGAUGGAAAUUCUGCUCCUUUAGUACACUGCGUUAGACUUCUGUCAGCCUCUUUUCUACUUACUGGGGAGAAAGGUGCUUUAGUUCCUGAUAGAGAUGUGAGAGUCAGUGUAAAAGCCCUGGCAGUAAGUUGUGUUGGAGCAGCCGUUGCACUUCACCCUGAGUCUUUCUUCAGCAAACUGUAUAAAACACCCCUUGAAGCAAUGGGAGAAGAGUAUGAGGAGCAGUAUGUAUCAGAUAUUCUGAACUACAUUGACCAUGGAGAUCCCCAGAUUAGAGGAGCUACUGCCAUUCUGUGUGGAACAAUUGUCAACUCCAUUCUAACUAAAUCCCGCUUUGAUGUGGAAAAAUGGCUAAUAAAUGUCAGAAGCUCAACAGGAAAUCUCUUUUCCUUGGUAGACUGCAUACCUCUGUUACAGAAAAUGCUGAAAGAUGAGUCCUCUGUUACAUGUAAACUGGCUUGUACAGCUGUGAGGCAUUGCAUCACGAGCUUAUGUAGUAGCAGUUACAGUGAACUAGGUUUACAACUAAUUGUUGACCUCCUUACGCUGAAGAAUAGCUCAUAUUGGCUAGUAAGAACGGAACUUUUGGAAACUCUUGCAGAGGUAGAUUUUCGGCUAGUCAGCUUCUUGGAAGGAAAAACUGAGAGCUUGCACAGAGGUAUUCAUCAUUAUACUGGUCUACUAAAACUUCAGGAGAGAGUGCUUAAUAAUGUUGUAAUAUGUCUGCUUGGAGAUGAAGAUCCGAGAGUGAGACAUGUAGCUGCAGCUUCAUUAGUGAGGCUUGUUCCAAAGCUAUUUUAUAACUGUGAUCAAGGACAGGCUGAUCCAGUUGUGGCAGUAGCAAGAGACCAAAGCAGUGUCUACCUGAAACUACUAAUGCACGAAACACAGCCUCCAUCUCACUUUGCGGUGAGCACUAUCACCAGAAUAUAUAGAGGUUACAAUACGCUGCAAAUUCCAACAGAUGUCACUAUGGAAAACAAUCUGUCAAGGGUUAUUGCAGCAAUUUCCCAUGCAUUGACAAUAUCCACUACAAGAGCACUUACGUUUGGCUGCUGUGAAGCUUUGUGUCUUCUCUCCACAACAUUUCCAGUCUGCACCUGGAGUGUGGGAUGGCACUGUGGUGUUUCCCAGCCAAGUCCUUCAGAUGAAGCUCAGAAGGGCUGUACCAUCGGAAUGGCUGGCAUGGUCCUGUCUCUCCUUUCAUCAGCAUGGUUCCCGCUGGACCUCUCUGCACAUCAGGAUGCUUUGAUUUUGACUGGAAACUUGCUUGCAGCAAGUGCUCCCAAGUGCUUAAAGAAUCCCUGGAGUGCUGAGGAAGAUUCAAACCAAGGCGCUGCAAAGCAGGAGGAACCCUGGCCAGCUCUGGCAGAUCGAACUCUUGUUACUUUAGUAGAACAGCUCUUUUCUCAUCUGCUGAAGGUCAUUAAUAUUUGUGCACAUGUAAUGGAUGAUGUUGCUCCUGGCCCAGCAGUAAAGGCAUCAUUACCUUCUCUCACAAACCCACCUUCUCUUAGUCCAAUUCGGAGGAAGGGGAAAGAGAGGGAAUCUGUCGAACAGGCAUCUGUGCCCAUGAGCCCUAAAAAGGGUGGUGAAGCAAGUCCAGCUACUAGGCAAACUGAUACUACUGGGCCCGUUCCAACAAGUAAAUCGUCUUCAGUAGGAAGCUUUUAUCAUCUUCCGUCAUAUCUGAAGUUAUACGAUGUCUUGAAAGCAACCCAUGCUAAUUACAAGGUUACUUUGGAUCUCCAGAACAGUAACGAAAAGUUUGGAUGUUUCUUACGGUCUGCCUUAGAUGUUCUGUCUCAAAUCUUGGAACUUGCUACUCUUCAAGACAUUGGAAAGUGUGUAGAAGAAAUUUUGGCAUACCUAAAAUCAUGUUUCAACAGAGAACCAACAAUGGCAACAGUUUGUGUACAGCAGUUAUUGAAAACAUUGUUUGGGACAAAUCUGGCUUCUCAGUACGAUGGCUUGUCUUCAAACCCCAACAAAGCUCAAGGCAAAGCUCAACGCUUAGGUUCUUCCAAUUUGAGACCUGGUCUCUAUCAUUAUUGCUUCAUGGCACCAUAUACACAUUUUACACAGGCCCUUGCUGAUGCUAGUCUAAGGAACAUGGUUCAGGCUGAGCAGGAACACGAUGCUUCAGGAUGGUUUGAUGUGUUGCAAAAAGUUUCUACACAGCUGAAAACUAGCAUUACCAGUGCAGCAAAACAUCGUGCUGAUAAGAAUGCUAUUCACAAUCACAUUCGUUUAUUUGAACCCCUUGUCAUAAAAGCAUUGAAACAAUAUACUACAACAACAUCAGUACAGCUGCAGAGACAAGUUCUAGACUUGCUUGCUCAACUGGUUCAGCUACGAGUUAACUACUGUCUUCUGGAUUCGGAUCAGGUGUUUAUUGGAUUUGUGCUAAAGCAGUUUGAAUACAUUGAAGUAGGACAGUUCAGGGAGUCUGAAGCAAUUAUUCCUAAUAUCUUUUUUUUCCUGGUGUUGCUGUCUUAUGAGCGGUAUCAUUCCAAACAGAUAAUUGGAAUUCCUAAGAUCAUUCAUCUGUGUGAUGGUAUCAUGGCCAGUGGGAGGAAAGCUGUUACACAUGCAAUACCAGCUCUGCAACCCAUCGUUCAUGAUCUCUUUGUGUUAAGAGGAACAAAUAAAGCUGAUGCUGGGAAAGAGUUGGAAACACAAAAGGAGGUGGUAGUGUCAAUGCUGCUGAGACUUAUUCAAUACCAUCAGGUGCUAGAAAUGUUCAUCUUAGUAUUGCAACAGUGUCAUAAAGAAAAUGAAGACAAAUGGAAAAGAUUGUCUCGGCAAAUAGCUGACAUUAUUCUCCCAAUGCUUGCAAAACAACAGAUGCAUAUAGACUCUCAUGAUGCUUUGGGAGUAUUGAACACUUUGUUUGAAAUUUUGGCUCCUUCAUCCCUUCGCCCUGUGGACAUGCUUUUAAGGAGUAUGUUUGUUACUCCUAAAACAAUGGCAUCAGUGAGCACUGUCCAGCUAUGGAUUUCUGGAAUUUUAGCUAUCCUUAGAGUUCUGAUUUCACAGUCAACAGAAGAUAUCGUUCUAUCCCGUAUACAAGAGCUUUCUUUCUCACCAUAUUUGAUUUCAUGUCAAGCAAUUAGCAGACUGAGACGUGGAGAAAAUAACUUAUCUGCACCAGAGGAUCGCACUGAGGUUAAACAGGCUAAAUAUCUGCCUGAAGAGACAUUUUCUAGGUUCUUAUUACAACUGGUUGGCAUUCUACUGGAAGAUAUUGUUACCAAACAACUGAAAGUGGACAUGAAUGAGCAGCAACAUACUUUCUACUGCCAGGAGCUGGGCACACUGCUUAUGUGCUUAAUACAUAUCUUCAAAUCAGGGAUGUUUAGAAGAAUCACAGCUGCAGCCACCAGACUUUUUACAGGAGAUGGAUCUGAUGGUAGUUUCUAUACCCUUGAAAGUUUGAGUGACCUUGUUCAGUCCAUGAUUCCCACGCAUCCUUCUUUAGUACUUCUCUGGUGUCAAAUUCUGCUUCUUGUCAAUUAUACCAACUACAACUGGUGGUCAGAAGUGCAUCAAACCCCAAAGAGACACAGUCUUUCUACUACUAAAUUGCUUAGCCCUCAGAUAUCUGGAGACAGCGAUAAAUCGGAUUUAGAAUCUAAACGUGGCAUGUGCAAUCGAGAGAUAGUGAGAAGAGGAGCACUCAUUCUUUUCUGUGACUACGUUUGUCAAAACCUACAUGAUUCAGAACACUUGACCUGGCUUAUUGUGAAUCAUGUUCAAGACUUGAUUAAUCUGUCCCAUGAGCCUCCAGUACAAGACUUUAUUAGUGCAGUUCACAGGAAUUCAGCAGCCAGUGGUCUCUUUAUCCAGGCCAUUCAAUCACGGUGUGAAAAUCUUGCAGCUCCCACAACUCUGAAGAAGACUUUACAGUGCUUAGAGGGAAUACAUCUCAGCCAGUCUGGGGCCGUCUUAACAUUAUAUGUGGAUAAGCUUCUGUGUACUCCGUUCCGUGUGCUUGCUCGCAUGGUUGACACACUGGCUUGCCGUCGGGUAGAAAUGCUUUUGGCUGCAACUUUACAGAACAGCAUGACUCAGUUACCAGUUGAAGAACUGGAUAGAAUUCAGGAAUACCUUCAAAACAGUGGACUAGCAACAAGACACCAAAGACUUUACUCGCUCUUGGAUAGGUUUCGUCUUAUGGUAGCACCGGACACAACUAGUCCUUCACCUCUGGUUACCUCACACCCCCUAGAUGGAGAAGACCAACCAGCUUUAGAGAAUGUAAUUCUAGACAAAGACUGGUAUGUGUCACUAGUGAGGUCACAGUGUUGCAUCAAGUCUGACUCAGCACUGCUAGAAGGCGCAGAGCUGGUAAAUAGGAUUCCUCAGCCUGACCUGAACUCCUUCAUGACCAGCAAGGAAUUCAACCUAAGCUUGUUAGCACCUUGUUUAAGCCUUGGCAUGAAUGAAAUAUCAAGAGACCAGAAGAGUAGCUUCUUUGAAACAGCUCGGAGGGUAACUCUGGAUCAUGUGUCUACCACUGUACAAAACCUUCCUGCCAUCCACCAGAUUUUUCAACCACUGUUGCCAACUGAGCCAUCAGCCUACUGGAAAAAACUAAGCGAUAUCUUUGGAGAUGAGAUGAUGUAUCAGUCUAUGAUGACUCUUUGUCGUGCACUGGCUCAGUAUUUGUUGUUGCUCUCAAAACUACCAGCUGGUCUCCGUGUUCCUCCUGACAAAGAGGAUGAUAUCCUGAAAUUCGUAGUUAUGUCAGUAGAGGCACUAUCAUGGCAUUUAAUGCAUGACCAGAUUCCAUUAAGUGUAGAUCUUCAAGCUGCUCUGGAUUGUUGCUGUCUGACAUUACAGCAGCCUAGUCUCUGGAAUUUGCUGGCUUCUGCAGCUAAUGUGACACAUGCUUGCUCCUUAAUUAAUUGCAUUAGAUUUAUCAUAGAAGCAGUUGCUGUUGAACCUGGUAAUCAACUUCUUAGUCCUGAAAGAAAGAAGAAUACUUCAAAAGCCUUGAGUGAGGUUGAAGUUGAUUCAAACACACAGAAAACUAAACACAUUACUGCAGCUUGUGAAAUGGUGGCUGAGAUGGUGGAAUGCUUACAGACUGUCUUGGCACUGGGGCACAAAAGAAACAGCAGUAUCCCGGCAUUUCUUACUCCUGUCCUCAAGAACAUCAUCAUCAGUUUAGCAAGGCUGCCUCUAGUGAACAGUUACACAAGAGUACCUCCCUUGGUCUGGAAAUUAGGCUGGUCACCAAAGCCUGCAGGUGAUUUCGGCACAAUUUUUCCUGAAAUCCCAGUAGAAUUUCUUCAAGAAAAAGAAAUCUUUAAGGAGUUCAUCUAUCGCAUUAAUACACUAGGAUGGAUCAGCCGUACUCAGUUUGAAGAGACUUGGGCUACUUUGCUUGGUGUGCUUGUAACUCAGCCUAUUGUAAUGGACCAAGAAGAGAACCAACAAGAAGAGGAUACAGAGAGGACACAAAUUAACGUUCUUGCAGUACAAGCCAUAACUUCCUUGGUGCUGAGUGCAAUGACAAUACCUGUUGCAGGCAAUCCAGCAGUUAGCUGUUUGGAACAGCAGCCCCGCAACAAAGCUUUAAAAGCUCUGGACACAAGGUUUGGGAGGAAGCUAAGUGUUAUCAGGGGAAUUGUUGAACAGGAAAUCCAAGCAAUGGUAUCUAAGAGAGAUAAUAUUGCUACUCAUCACUUAUACCAAGCUUGGGACCCUGUUCCAUCACUUUCUCCUGCUACUACAGGUGCUCUUAUCAGCCAUGAAAAACUCUUACUGCAGAUCAAUACUGAACGAGAAAUAGGAGAUAUGGAUUAUAAACUGGGACAGGUCUCUAUACACUCCAUAUGGUUAGGAAAUAAUAUCACUCCAUUGAGAGAAGAAGAGUGGGGUGAGGAUGAAGAAGAUGAGAACGAUGUACUUGCUCCUUCCUCACCACCAACCUCUCCUAUUAAUACCAGGAAGCACCGGGCUGGUGUGGAUAUACAUUCUUGUUCUCAGUUCUUGCUUGAACUGUAUAGUCAGUGGAUACUGCCAUCAAACCCUAGCAAGAGAACGCCAGUCAUUUUGAUUAGCGAAGUGGUGCGAUCACUUCUGGCAGUGUCAGACUUAUUUACAGAAAGGAAUCAGUUUGAGAUGAUGUAUACAACAUUGACAGAAUUGCGAAAGGUGCAUCCUUCAGAAGAUGAGAUUCUUGUACAGUAUUUGAUACCAGCCACUUGUAAAGCUGCAGCUGUUCUCGGAAUGGAUAAAGCAGUGGCUGAACCAGUAAGUCGACUGCUGGAAUCAACCCUAAGAAGCACCCAUAUGCCAAGUCGGAUUGGAGCUCUGCAUGGAAUUCUUUAUAUCCUUGAGUGUGACUUGCUUGAUGAGACAGCAAAGCAACUCAUUCCAAUUAUCAGCGAGUAUCUGCUUUCGAAUUUGAGAGGAGUAGCACAUUGUGUGAAUAUCCAUAACCAACAGCACAUCUUGGUAAUGUGUGCAGCUGCUUUCUAUUUGAUCGAGAAUUACCCACUUGAUGUAGGGCCUGAAUUCUCUGCAGGAAUUAUACAGAUGUGUGGAGUCAUGGUGUCUGGAAGUGAUGAAUCAACGCCAUCCAUUAUUUAUCAUUGUGUCCUGAGAGGAUUAGAGCGACUCCUCCUUUCAGAGCAACUUUCUAGGCUGGAUAGUGAAUCGCUAGUUAAACUGAGUGUUGACAGAGUGAAUGUGCAGAGCCCCCACAGAGCAAUGGCGGCACUUGGAUUAAUGCUGACUUGCAUGUACACAGGAAAGGAAAAAAUCAGCCCCAGUCGUACCACAGAUGCAAAUCCUGCUGCUCCUGACAGCGAAUCUGUGAUCGUAGCAAUGGAACGAGUAUCAGUCCUUUUUGAUAGGAUCAGGAAGGGAUUUCCUUUUGAAGCUAGAGUAGUGGCUCGGAUCCUCCCACAGUUCCUUGAUGAUUUUUUCCCCCCACAAGACGUAAUGAAUAAAGUUAUUGGAGAAUUUUUAUCCAAUCAGCAGCCUUACCCACAAUUCAUGGCAACAGUAGUUUAUAAGGUAUUCCAGACACUACAUAGCACUGGACAGUCCUCAAUGGUCCGUGACUGGGUGAUGCUCUCUCUCUCUAAUUUCACACAAAGAACACCUGUGGCAAUGGCAAUGUGGAGUCUUUCCUGUUUUUUUGUCAGUGCUUCCACCAGUCAAUGGAUUUCAGCAAUUCUUCCACAUAUUAUCAGCAGAAUGGGAAAAUCAGAGCAAGUGGAUGUUAACAUCUUCUGUUUGGUGGCCAUAGACUUCUACCGACAUCAGAUAGAUGAAGAAUUAGAUCGGAGGGCCUUUCAGUCGGUGUUUGAGGUGGUAGCAUCUCCAGGAACGCCAUAUCAUCGCUUACUAACUUGUUUGCAAAAUGUCCACAAGGUCACAGCAUGUUGAACAUUCUGAUGUGUAAUGGAACUGCAUGACUAGUAUUGGAAUCUGAUAUGAAUUACGGGGAAUGCAAGAUCAAGAAAGUAUCUGGGGUUGCAUUUGUGAUAAAUAUGGACCUGUCAGUUUUACUUCCAGAAUGCAUGGACAAGUGCUCUGCAGCACUGGAAAUCACCCGAAAAGUCUAGUGUGGUUCUUGUUGUUGUUGUUGACACCAGAUACCUGUGAGUGGAAAAAAAAUAUGUCAGUGUUUUUCAAGUGGUGUUUGGGACUAACCUGAGACAUGUUUAGUAACUAUAAAUACGAGCAAGUGCUACAUGCAGGGUAACUGGUAUUACUCUUCUUCCUAAUGUUCAGCUGAAGCCACUGUGGUGCAGCUGGUAAGAAACUGACAGAAAGACUGUUAUUGCAAGCUGCAGUCAUUAGAAAACUUCGUAGUUUUAUGUACCUGUAUAUACUGUUGUGUAGUACAGAAUAGAAAUUGUUUCCUUAUGUCUCUCCCAAACAGGGAUAAGAGAAAAUGGCUUUCAUGAUUUACACUUCCAGCAUGUAAUUCCCCUCUCUGGACUUUCUGAUAUCGCGUGGUGUAUGUGUUCGUAAUAUCGGAGAUAUAGUGCACAUACAUAACCACACAUUUUUCUUUUUUCUUCUCAGGAUUUAAAAUUUGAGUACAGUAUAUCAGUAAAAGAAAUUUUAACUUAAAUAUUUCUAUAUCAUGUACAGUAUGUAAAAUUGUAAGAUGUGUGGUGCAUGAGCUGUGCUGUAAUUUGAGAUGAACAGAAGCCACGUUACUGAAUGUCUUGACAUCUGUAUUGUCCUCUUUUUUUUUUCCUUGUGCUUGAAUUCAUGUUCCUUUUGGAAAUCCAUCUUAAUGUACAUCUUGUUUUGCAUCUCACUUUUUCUUAAAGUGCUUUAAAACUGGAAUACAUUGAUUAAUUUGUCUUGAGAGACUGUACUAAGGAGGCAUUCUUGUGAUCCACUUUACUGUAGCUUCUUUAGAAUUCCUUUUUUUUGAGACUUAAUGGUAAAAGAGAGGACUAGUUACUCUGGAUCAGCCUUUUGUAUACUAAGAAACUGUUCUUAUUUGCUGCACAGCAUUAAGAGACAAAAUGGUGCAAGCUCCCUAGUAGUCAAUAACCAUUUGACCUUUCCUAACUGAGACCAUGGAGUCAUCUGGAUUCAAACCACUCUCAUGUAAACAAAUUUAUGCUAGCAGUUAAGAAUCUGAAGGCUGCUGUGGUCUACUUUGGGACUGGCUAAGGUGUUAGAUUACACAACCUCUUUUAUUACCUGUUGUAUACAUAAUGCUUUAGACACAAACACAGUACAAGUAUCUGUGAAUUUCAGGACACUACACAGGGCCAGAUUUAGCUUUUACUCACCACCCAGGGAACCCCAUUGAUUCCUAAGCAUUACAUGGGGAAAUCUAGCACAGCAUUUGUCUUCAGUUGUAUUUGUUAUAAUUCUUUAAUUACAGAGAAAUGAUACCUUGGUUCUCAGUCAUGUCCUAUAUUUAACUUCUCUUCAUUUUCUUAUCACACCUUUUGGUGACACUUGGAAAAAUGAGAUAGUGUUGUCAGGAGGAGCAUGUACUGUAUGUAUUUCUGUAUAUAAUGUAUAUGUUGAAAUUAUACACAUGUGACAACAUUUAAUGUAUACAGAUGUGUAUAUUUGUAUUUAUUAAACCCAUAUAUUUAAACUAAUUCCAAUCUAGACCAAAAAUUGUUGCUUCUGCCCAUAAAUUGAUUACAAAGGAAUUGUCCACUGAUGUCACUUCCUUUUAGAAACUGAUAGAGGAAACUGACAGUAUGGGCAGUAGAAACAACUGUAGAUGUUGCUGUAUUUAGCUCUCUACAGAUCUUCCUAUCUAGAGCAAUUAUUUCUGCCCUUAGUUGGGUUACUCUUCGUUCUUGGGCCACAGCACUGUGGUGAUUUUUAAAAGAAACUGAACAGGAGUUCAGAAAAAGAUUUAAUAAAAUAGAUACUGUUUGAAAGUUUUUGAGUUAUAUUGGAAAUUAUCUUAAUUCUGAUAGGAGACUAAUUCAGGGCAGUGAGAUAUAAUGCCCUGUGUUUUCAAUAAGGGUAGUAUAGAUCACUCUUCCCUUUUGUAACCACCAAUAAUCGUUUUGUACUGUAAACUCACACACCAGUCAGUUUUGUAUGAUGUAUAGUUUAAGUGAAGAUAUUUUUGUAAGCUAUUUUCCAAAAUUUAAAAUAGAUUUUAAUAUAUUUUUUAAGCAUCAGGUUAGUCAUAUUCUUACCAUAUAACAGUAUACAUUGUGUUACAAACUGUUAAAUUCUUCAUCAUUUUAAGCUCCUCAUGAUUAACACAGAACAGCUGGUUACUUUACCUUGGGGUAACAGGAGCUAGACCCUUUAUGAAACUUUCCAAACCAGUUUGGGACUUGCCAUAGAAUCUUUCCAAGCAGUGAAGGAAUAUAUUGAAUUAAGCAGUCAGCAUGGCUGGAUGAAAAACAUCAGGUGUGGCAGACCCCCUUUCCUCAAAUGUCCAUUGCUGGCCUUCAAGCAAAUAUUUGCAUUACCCAUUUCAAGUCAAGCUUCAGAGCUGAUGCAGUUGGUUCUAACCUCACACAGAUUCACUGGUAGUAAUAACUCCAUCUGUUUUAACUUCUCUUGGAGAUUUGUCGUAGUAUACCUCCUGAAACGUGUCCUAAGUGUCUAAAGAAGGGUACCUCCUCUUAGGAAAUCCUCAGUGACCUGAAGGGAAUGUAACUUAAGGGUCUUCCUAGUGUGGAAACACACACCAGUAGUGCUUCAAAUCUAAUGUUUCACCUGCAGCACACUUUCCUGACUACUUCCUAGACAUGCUUUCCCCACUCUCACUUAUUUUGGAGUGAAAUCAUAUUUAAAAUCAUUCCUGCCUGCUUCUAGUGACAAGAGCCAAGAGCUAUGUGGUGGGGACAGUGACAGCAAAACAAUGGCCACUAAGAAGUACCGAUGUUGGAUUUAAAGCAAAAAAAUAAAUCACUUGUCUCUUGAGGUUGACUUCAGGCAAAAUUUUAUUUCACAGAAUGUUUUUAACUUGCUGUAGACAGAAAGCUAAUUCUGAAGAUUAGGCUGUUAGUUUUUCAUUGAGAACAGGGUAGAAAUGUGUUUGGGCUUAAUACUUACGUUUGGUGUCCUGGCUAACCAAAGCAAACAGUUUCUUUCAUGUGCUUUGCAGUGGAACUGGCUUCUUUACAACCUUACAAGAUUAGAGGUAUGGCAUGAUUGGGAGCAUACUUAAGACAGAUUAAUGUUUAAAACUUCGUUUACAAUUCAGUUGUCAAAGAACCCACUUUACUAAAUCUAUAAUAUGGCCCUCCUUUACGAACACUGUAUGCUAGCCAAUUUUUUUAUAAAUAGUGUUUGGGCCAGCUACCCAUUGGCCCAUUAAAUAAAGCUCGAUUGCAUUUCAUUUCAGUGUGCCCCCUCCCUUGCACCGAGUGCAAGGGUGAGGAGUUGGAAACUACAGCUCAUUGUAAACCAGUUCAUAUUUGCAGGAUUCAAAGCAUUUUCAGUACUAUUUAUGCUCUUUUCCAGUUGAAAUUGAAUGUGAGUUUAUUUAAAUCUUCUCUAAAGUAUAUACUUAGAUGUUAUUUCUUGCCUAAAGCAUCUAGUAAAUGAUUGUGUAUUACUUUUGCUUUGGUAGGAAUGCCUUCUCAGCACCAAGACAUUGCUUGUUUCUUAACCACCAGCAGCAUUCCUAAAGCACUGAGUAAUGAAUGAACAGAUUUAGAUCAAACGAAGUGGGGAACAAAUGGAACCUUUUGGGUUAAAAGUAAUUUGUUGAUAUUUAGUAGAUUUGCCUUAAGAGCAUUCUGUCUUGCCAUUCUCCUUUUUAAAUGGCUGUUAACUUUAUAUAGCAGAUAAGGAGGUUGUGUCAAAAACACUGCAAGGACAGUUCUCCAAGAGCAGCAGACCUGAUUUGUCUUAAGAUUUUGUGGAGCUGUCACAGCUAAGCAUUUACGCUUCCUAAAUAAAAGAAAUUUUAGGGUAUAAUGAGCAAUAAAUAUAGCAAUAAGCAGUUUAAUUAAAUUUGGUCAUCCAGGAUCUUACCUGGUGGUUGAAAGGGAUGGGGUGGGAGAAAAAGGGGAACUGAUUGAAGUACAUUCAUUUCAUAAAGCAGAAUUUUUCCAUGCACAAUCCCAACUAAACUUUCUACUAAAGGUAGAAAUCAAGUAAGUGACAAUGGUAGAUGCUUUGCUCUUUUACUUUUAAAACAGUUUUGGUUAUAAGGAUAAAAUUGAUGAAAGUUGUAAGAGAGCAAAGUACUUCGGAAGUUUUUAACUAGUUUAAUUGUUUUAAAGUGAAAGCAAGCUGCUGUAAGAACUAGAGUAAGCAAUGUAGCAAAAUUUUGGGAAAGUCCAAUAUGCUAAUUUUACCUAAUUUUGAGAUUUCAGGUGAACUCUUUGUGCAUGCUACCUUAAAGUAUCCAUUGAAAACCUUGAGAAUCCCACAGUCGUACCCAGGAGAGCUUCUAUUGUAUGUCAAGUUUUAGCUGUAUUCAAGUUAACUGGGUAUAAAUGCUGCAGAGCGUUUGUGAAGCAUGUGCUGCUUUUUGUCAUGUGCAUUUUGUGUGAUUUUUAUCAUUCCCAUCAGUCUGUGUAUGCAUACCAUCAAGUUGGAUCAACCUGACGAAGGAUAAGGUAACGCACCCUGUGGUGUGGUGUUGUCUUGUAUAGUUUGAGGGCAAUGAUGAGAAAAAGCUCGGAGCCCCAACCCAAAAAGCAAUUGUACUCAAAGGAAAAGGAAAGCAUAUAAUUUUAGAUGUAUGUUUAAGUUUAAAAAAAAAAAUGCUGAAAAUACUGCACAUUGAAACUAAAAGAGAAAAUAAAAUAUAACUAUUACUGUAA